GCCUGGCGGCUCCAGGGACGCGGAUGCGCGCCUGCGCAUUGGCACAGAGAUCAUGGCGGCUACGGCGGCCUGGCAGGGCUGGGGAGCUGCGGCCCGAGCAGCCAGGCUGGGCAGGCGGUGCUGUCCUGUGACAAAUCUGUAUACCAUUAAGAAGCAACCUUUGCACCAAUUUGUACGAAGACCACUUUUCCCACAGCAUUCAGCUUUGUGUAACACAGUGCGAUUUAUGUUUAUUCAGACACAAGACACCCCAAAUCCCAACAGCUUAAAGUUUAUACCAGGAAAGCCAGUUCUUGAGAUGAGGACCAUGGAUUUUCCUACCCCAGCUGCAGCAUUCCGCUCCCCUCUGGCCAGGCAGUUGUUUAGGAUUGAAGGAGUGAAAAGUGUCUUCUUUGGCCCAGAUUUCAUCACUGUCACAAAGGAAAAUGAAGAAUUAGACUGGAAUUUACUGAAACCAGAUAUUUAUGCAACAAUUAUGGAUUUCUUUGCAUCUGGCUUACCUCUAGUAACUGAAGAAACACCUUCAGGAGAAGCAGGUGACAUUGUUUUGGGUUCUGAAGAAGAUGAUGAAGUUGUGGCAAUGAUUAAGGAAUUAUUAGAUACUAGAAUACGGCCGACUGUGCAGGAGGAUGGAGGCGAUGUGAUCUACAGAGGCUUUGAAGAUGGCAUUGUACGGCUGAAGCUCCAGGGCUCCUGCACCAGCUGCCCCAGCUCCAUCAUCACCCUAAAGAGUGGGAUUCAGAAUAUGCUGCAGUUCUAUAUUCCGGAAGUAGAAGGUGUAGAGCAGGUAAUGGAUGAUGAAUCAGAUGAAAAAGUGAACUCACCAUAAGAUAAUCUGGGUAAAACAGUGUGACUCACAUAUACUAAGCUUUUAUUAAGAUACUAUGGAAGUUAUGAUUAAUAAAAUAUUUCCUCUCCACAUAGAA
This is a messenger RNA of Nannospalax galili (Upper Galilee mountains blind mole rat), 926 nucleotides long. It is a transcript of the gene Nfu1, whose product is annotated as NFU1 iron-sulfur cluster scaffold. Gene Ontology annotation, molecular function: iron ion binding; iron-sulfur cluster binding. Gene Ontology annotation, cellular component: mitochondrion. The record is from RefSeq and is a predicted model, not a curated record. Gene Ontology annotation, biological process: iron-sulfur cluster assembly. Lineage: Eukaryota; Metazoa; Chordata; Mammalia; Rodentia; Spalacidae. Bases 53 to 829 code for a protein of 258 amino acids. The transcript has 8 exons.